AUGAACCGACUCAUCAUCGCCGCCUUGGCCCUUCUGGCCGUCAGCGUUUACGCCCAAGAUGACUCAUGUUAUAUCAAUGACUCCGGCUUCACCUGCUGCAACAGAGAUCUUGGUAGGUCGCAGAAAACCCUUCACCUGCACUACACGUAUUUUACAAAAAAUGGAUGAAAUUCGCAUUGUGCAGAUUAUUCAAAUAAGGAAUUUGCACCGUGCAGAUCCCAAGGAAUUUGCACCGUGCGGAUCCCAAAAAAUUGCACUGUGCAGAUCCCAAGAAGUUUGCACUGUGCAGAUCCCAAGGAAUUUGCACCGUGCAGAUCCCAAGAAGUUUGCACUGUACAGAUCCCACGAAAUUUGCACCGUGCGGAUUCCAAAGAAUUUGCACCGUGCAGAUCAAAAGGAAUUUGCACUGUGCAGAUCCCAAAAAAUUUGCACCGUGCAGAUCCAAAGGAAUUUGCACCGUGCAGAUCCCAAGGAAUUUGCACCGUGCGGAUCCCAAAAAAUUUGCACCGUGCGGAUCACAAGGAAUUUGCACCGUGCAGAUUUCUCAAAAAUCGCACUGUGCAAAAAUUCCGAAUCGCUUCCAAACCCAAAAAUACUCCAAAAUGUUUCAGAAAACGCAAUGAAGCAAGCUAUGACCGCCUCCGACCUCCUGGGUUCGGCCGACAGCAUUCAGGGCUCGGCCGAGAAGAUGUUGGGCGGCAAGUUCGAGACGGUCGUCGCCACCGACGACUUCGCCUACAAGUCCCACUUCAAGGACGGGAAGUCGUGCAAGGUCGAGAAGAACGGACAGUACGCCCUCGCCUGGCAACCAUAA
Molecule: messenger RNA, 814 nt
Organism: Bursaphelenchus xylophilus (pine wood nematode)
Lineage: Eukaryota; Metazoa; Nematoda; Chromadorea; Rhabditida; Aphelenchoididae
Source: the annotation of a GenBank genome assembly